This is a messenger RNA of Jaculus jaculus (lesser Egyptian jerboa), 2959 nucleotides long. It is a transcript of the gene Pfkm, whose product is annotated as phosphofructokinase, muscle. Bases 31 to 2583 code for a protein of 850 amino acids. Gene Ontology annotation, molecular function: AMP binding; monosaccharide binding; 6-phosphofructokinase activity. Gene Ontology annotation, cellular component: membrane; 6-phosphofructokinase complex; cytoplasm. NCBI's taxonomy places the organism in Eukaryota, Metazoa, Chordata, Mammalia, Rodentia, Dipodidae. Gene Ontology annotation, biological process: fructose 6-phosphate metabolic process; fructose 1,6-bisphosphate metabolic process; canonical glycolysis. The transcript is spliced from 25 exons. The record is from RefSeq and is a predicted model, not a curated record.
UGCAGAACUGCUUAGGAGUAGGAACUAGCCAUGCGUAAAGACGAAUUUCAUCUGAAAUUUUUCAUGUGUGUGAUUCAGUCUCGCCAGUUAGUCAGAAGGCCUCAGAGAACAGCUGGGGAGGCUUCAACUUCCAACGUGCCCAUACCAAAGACAAAGACAGAGUCCUUGGAGAAUCUAGAAUGCACGGAUGACCCAGCCAUCCUCGAGGGAAACAUACCUGUUCUCAAAACUGAGUGGAUCAUGACCCAUGAAGAGCAUCACGCAGCCAAAACCCUGGGGAUCGGCAAAGCCAUCGCCGUGUUAACCUCUGGUGGAGAUGCCCAAGGUAUGAAUGCUGCUGUCAGGGCUGUGGUUCGAGUUGGAAUCUUUACAGGUGCCCGUGUCUUCUUUGUGCAUGAGGGUUAUCAGGGCCUGGUGGAUGGCGGUGAGAACAUCAGAGAGGCCACCUGGGAGAGUGUUUCCAUGAUGCUUCAGCUGGGAGGCACAGUGAUUGGAAGUGCCCGAUGCAAGGACUUUCGGGAACGAGAAGGAAGACUCCGAGCUGCCCACAACCUGGUGAAGCGUGGAAUUACCAAUCUAUGUGUCAUUGGGGGUGAUGGCAGCCUCACAGGGGCUGAUACUUUCCGUUCUGAGUGGAGUGACUUGUUAAAUGACCUCCAGAAAGCUGGUAAAAUCACAGCUGAGGAGGCUACAAAGUCCAGCUUCCUGAACAUUGUGGGUAUGGUUGGCUCCAUUGACAAUGACUUCUGUGGCACUGAUAUGACCAUCGGCACUGACUCUGCCUUGCACCGGAUUGUAGAGAUUGUAGAUGCCAUAACCACCACUGCUCAAAGCCACCAGAGGACGUUUGUGUUAGAAGUGAUGGGCCGUCACUGUGGGUACCUGGCUCUUGUCACCUCUCUCUCCUGUGGGGCCGACUGGGUUUUUAUUCCUGAAUGCCCACCAGAUGAUGAUUGGGAGGAACACCUUUGUCGCCGGCUUACAGAGACAAGGACUCGUGGUUCUCGUCUCAACAUAAUCAUUGUGGCCGAGGGGGCCAUCGACAAGCAUGGAAAACCAAUCACCUCAGAAGACAUCAAGAAUCUGGUGGUAAAGCGCCUGGGAUUUGAUACUCGGGUCACUGUUUUGGGGCAUGUGCAGCGGGGUGGAACACCAUCAGCCUUUGACCGAAUCCUGGGUAGCAGGAUGGGCGUUGAAGCAGUGAUGGCACUUUUGGAGGGGACCCCAGACUCCCCAGCCUGUGUGGUGAGCCUAUCUGGUAACCAGGCUGUGCGCCUGCCCCUCAUGGAGUGUGUCCAGGUGACCAAAGACGUGACUAAAGCUAUGGCUGAGAAGAGGUUUGAUGAAGCCAUGAAGCUGAGAGGCCGGAGCUUCAUGAACAACUGGGAGGUAUACAAGAUUCUAGCUCAUGUCAGACCUCCAGUCUCUAAGGGUAAUUUGCAUACUGUGGCUGUGAUGAAUGUGGGCGCCCCAGCUGCAGGCAUGAAUGCUGCAGUCCGCUCCACUGUGAGGAUUGGCCUCAUCCAGGGCAACAGAAUGCUGGUUGUUCAUGACGGCUUUGAGGGUCUGGCUAAGGGUCAGAUUGAGGAAGUUGGCUGGAGUUAUGUUGGGGGCUGGACUGGCCAGGGUGGUUCCAAACUUGGGACUAAAAGGACUCUACCCAAGAAGAAUUUUGAGCAGAUCAGUGCCAACAUCACUAAGUUUAACAUUCAGGGCCUUGUCAUCAUUGGGGGCUUUGAGGCUUACACAGGGGGACUGGAGCUGAUGGAGGGCAGGAAGCAGUUUGAUGAGCUCUGCAUCCCAUUUGUGGUCAUUCCUGCCACUGUUUCCAACAAUGUCCCUGGGUCAGAUUUCAGCAUUGGGGCGGACACUGCACUCAAUACCAUAUGCACGACUUGCGACCGGAUCAAGCAGUCAGCAGCAGGCACCAAGCGCCGGGUGUUCAUCAUUGAGACUAUGGGUGGCUACUGUGGCUAUCUGGCCACCAUGGCAGGACUGGCAGCUGGAGCUGAUGCUGCCUACAUUUUUGAAGAGCCUUUUACCAUUCGAGACCUACAGGUGAAUGUUGAACAUCUGGUGCAAAAGAUGAAAACAACUGUGAAAAGGGGCUUGGUGUUAAGGAAUGAGAAGUGCAAUGAGAACUAUACCACUGACUUCAUUUUCAACCUGUACUCUGAGGAGGGGAAGGGCAUCUUUGACAGCAGGAAGAAUGUGCUUGGCCACAUGCAGCAGGGUGGGAGCCCAACUCCCUUUGACAGGAAUUUUGCCACUAAGAUGGGUGCUAAAGCUAUGAACUGGAUGUCUGGAAAAAUCAAAGAGAGUUACCGUAAUGGGAGAAUCUUUGCCAAUACUCCAGAUUCAGGCUGUGUUCUGGGGAUGCGUAAGAGAGCCCUGCUCUUUCAACCAGUGACUGAGCUGAAGGACCAGACAGAUUUUGAGCAUCGAAUCCCUAAGGAACAGUGGUGGCUGAAGCUGAGGCCCAUCCUCAAAAUCUUAGCCAAGUACGAGAUUGACCUGGACACCUCAGACCACGCCCAUCUGGAGCACAUCUCUCGGAAAAGAUCUGGGGAAGCUGCUGUCUAGAUCUCUUUGGAGUGAGGAACAGAUUCUCUGACCAUGGUCAGCUCACACCUUGGUAGAUCUAAGUCCAUGAUAUCUCAGUGUUUUAGCCCCUCCCCCACUAGGUUUCCUUUUACUUUGUACCUGUAACCACAAUCAGCUCUGGCCUGGGGCUGGGGGAGGGGUAGUGAGUGUAAUUGGCUCCCAGGUAGAGUUUAUCAUUACUUUUCCUCCAGCUCAUCUGCCACAGGCUGGAUUCCUCUAGUGCUACUGCAGUUACUCUGUUAGAAUUUUCCUAAAAAUAAGGUUUAUUUAUUUCUUUGUGAUAACAAAGAGCCUUAGUUCUCUACUUUAAGUGCAGUGACAAAUGAUAACUACACUAAUAAAUGCCAAGUGGUCA